This is a messenger RNA of Zymoseptoria tritici IPO323, 3761 nucleotides long. RefSeq lists its product as uncharacterized. Bases 241 to 3567 code for a protein of 1108 amino acids. The transcript has 5 exons. Gene Ontology annotation, molecular function: phosphorelay sensor kinase activity. Gene Ontology annotation, biological process: phosphorelay signal transduction system; phosphorylation. NCBI's taxonomy places the organism in Eukaryota, Fungi, Ascomycota, Dothideomycetes, Mycosphaerellales, Mycosphaerellaceae. The record is from RefSeq and is a predicted model, not a curated record.
CAGACCCCAUCCUCCGCACCCUCCAAGCGAAAGCUCGCCUCCGACGUUGCACCGACUUCCGACCCAUCAAGCAAGCGACUUAAACUAUUUCCACGGCCGAAGCACACUCUCAGUGGCUUCAAUUUUGGCGCGGCCGAUUUUGCCAUCGAUCAACCUCCAUCUCCACUUUUCUUCAGCAAUAGUCCUCGACUUCGCCCAGCGCUGCCGCCGCGCUUCUCCAGCGGCGAGGCGGCGGCAAGGAUGCUCAGCAAGGCGCGGAUGGAAGAGAGCCACGUUAAGACGGUGAGCUUGGCACGCGGCACAGUCAGUACACCUGGGGUUGGAGCAAUAGGGAUACCCACGAGCGCUCCAUACCCGAGGAGGAGCUUGGAGCGUGCAUUCACAACCCGGAGCUCUAGUCCUGACGGUAUGCUGAAUUCUAUAGGCAUUGUGGAAUUAUUGGAGCAAGACGAGCGACCUACAUUUAUCGUAGAUCUGGGCGACAGCACAAAUUAUGGACCUGGACCUCUUCACCCCGUAUUUUUGAACCAGUCCUUGAAGGGCUACGAUGGCAUGCUGGGCAUCAUUUCAGGCACCUCACCCGGAAACGAUUCACCUGGCGUGAAGACCUUUCUACAGUUCAAGGCGUGGAUGCUGAGUGCGACUGUCAACGGCGAGAGCUUGAAUAUGUGCAAUCUCAUCAUGGCAUCGCCUCAUCCAGCUGCGAUGUACUGGGGCGAGGACUACAUAGCCAUCUACAACGAAGCCUACAUCGUUCUGGCGGGAUCUAAACAUCCUGAGUUGAUGGGCCAGAGCUACCGCAGCGCGUGGACCGAGAUCUGGGACGAAGUCAAAGACGUAUUUGCCUCCGCGAAGGUAACAGGUGAGGCGACCAUGAAAGACGACGAUUGUCUAUUCAUCCGCCGUAGUAAUGCGCUAGAGGAGACGUAUUUUUCCUGGUCCAUCAUUCCAAUGGUUGGACGCGACGGCAGUGUCGUCGGUCUCUACAAUCCAGCAUUCGAAAAGACUCGCCGUAAGAUUGCUGAGCGGAGAAUGUUGACAUUGAGAGAAGUGGGCGAGAGAACUGCAUCCGCGAGAGACGUGAAAGGGUUUUGGGCGCAAGUUCUCGGCUCGUUCGAGUUCAACGAGUACGACAGCCCGUUUCUGCUGCUCUACUCUGUCACGGAUGAGAAUGACAGCGAUACGAGUAGUAUGCAUUCCAACUCGAUCCUCGCAUCGAGGCAGUGUAUGCUUGAGGGCUCACUCGGGUUCCCGGAGGACCAUCAGGCGACGCCGAGUCAGAUCGAUCUCAAAACUGGAAUGGAGGGGUUCGGACCGGUGUUCAGGGAGGUGAUGAAGACGGACAAGCCGGUGCUACUAGAGGUCGGAAGUCGAGAUCUGCCCGAAAGUCUGCUGGAAGGGCUUGAGAAUCGAGGUUUUGGCGAUCCUGUGAGAGCGGUGGUCGUCUGCCCGAUUCAUCCUACAACAGGUGAGGCGGUCCUGGGAUUCCUGGUGAUGGGCGUCAACCCGAGACGACCUUACGAUGAUGACUACAGCUUGUUCGUACAGCUAUUGAGUCGUCAGCUUGGGACCUCGCUCGCGUCCGUUGUCCUUUUCGAGGAGGAAAUUCGCAGAGGGCAAAGAGCGGCCAAGCUGGCGGCAAUGGAUCGCAUCGAGCUCUCCGAGCAACUGGCUGCCCGGACUCAGGAAGCUAUCGAGAGCGAGACCAAAUUCACCCGCAUGGCAGAGUUCGCGCCCGUUGGAAUGUUCAUUGCAGGCAGCGACGGCAAGAUAACGUUCGCCAACGACACGUGGUAUGACAUUUCUCGGGUGCCGAAGAACUCCGACAUGGCGGACACCUGGAUGCAGGCGGUGAAGCCCGACGAUCAACCCAUUGUGGAGCAGCUAUGGAGAGAUCUUGCGGUCAACACGAAAGCGGUUUCCAGCGAAUUCCGCUUCAAAGCGCAAUGGCACGAUCGGAAUGGCAGCAGCGGCGACACUUGGGUAUUGUUUUCUGGAUACCCAGAACGCUAUGAUGAUGGACGUUUGAAGAGUAUUUUCGGCAGUAUAACAGAUAUCAGCCAGCAGAAAUGGGCUGAAGGCAUUCAGACAAGGAAAAUGGAGGAAGCAGUGGAAUUGAAGAGGCAGCAGGAGAACUUCAUCGACAUGACCUCUCACGAAAUGAGGAACCCGUUAUCGGCGAUCUUGCAAUGCUCGGAUGAGAUUGCCACUUCACUGGCACGGUUCAGACAGGAUGGCAGCAAAGACAUGCCCGAUGAUCUGCUGGCGAGCUGUUUGGACGCCGCACAGACGAUCAGCUUGUGCAGUCAACAUCAGAAGCGGAUCGUGGACGACAUUUUGACACUGAGCAAGCUCGACUCGCAACUCCUGCUCGUCACACCUGUGGAUGCGCAACCCCUGACAGUCGUGCAGCGCGCUUUGAAGAUGCACGAAGGCGAACUUCAAGCUGCCGACAUUCAGAUGAAGUUCGUUGUCGACCAAUCCUUCCGCACUCUCGACCUAGACUGGGUACGAUUCGAUCCAAGCCGUGUCUUGCAGGUCCUGAUCAACCUGACCACCAAUGCCAUCAAAUUCACCGGCACCGAGAGUAAACGGACCAUCACCGUCACCAUCGCCGCUUCCAGUCAACGGCCCGACAACAGUGGUCCCGUCAAGUACUUCCCUACUCGCAAGAAGAACAAGGACACAAUGAGCGAGCAGGAAUGGGGCGACGGUGAGAAGGUUUUCAUCCAUUUCUCCGUACGCGACACUGGAAGGGGCCUCAGCUCAGAGGAGAAGAAGCUACUUUUCAUUCGUUUCUCACAGGCUUCGCCUCGCACACACGUGCAAUACGGUGGUUCGGGCUUGGGACUCUUCAUCAGUCGCGAGUUGACCGAACUCCAAGGCGGCGAGAUCGGCGUCGAGAGCGAAGCAGGCAAAGGAUCCGUCUUCGCCUUUUACGUGGCCGCGCGCAAAAUUCCGCCACCACAGGAGAACGACUCCGCGACAGCCGCGUCUGGUAUAAAAGCACUGCAAAACGCGGCUUCGCGCGGUAAAUCCGCGUCUGCGAGUCAAGCGAGCCAGCUUACCGGCACCGGCACGGUGACCUCCACACCUCGCGCUGAGCAAGUCCGCCAGGCUCUCAAGCCCAAAGACCUUGUCAAGCGCGUGCUCAUCGUAGAAGACAAUCUGGUCAAUCAACGUGUGCUGCAGAAACAGCUCAAGAACAUCGGCACGGAAGUCCACCUCGCUAAUCACGGCGGUGAAGCUCUCGAAAAACUCAUGAAGUCGACGUACUGGCGUGGCGGAAAGGGCGAACGGCUAGAGUUGGGCGUUGUGCUGAUGGAUCAGGAGAUGCCGGUCAUGGAUGGCCUGACGUGUACGAGGAAGAUCCGCGAAUUGGAAAAGGAAGGCAAGUUGACGGGUCAUGUGCCGAUCAUUGCGGUUACGGCGAAUGCGAGGGCGGAACAGGUCCAGACGGCGCUGGAUGCUGGGAUGGACGACGUCGUCUCGAAGCCUUUCCGCAUUCCAGAGCUGGUGCCUAAGAUCGAGGAGUUGAUGGCUUUGUACCCGAUGCCGCCAGCGUGAGACCGCCGUGGAUUGGCACGAGGAGGUGACCUUAUGCUUUAUUCGCGACAUGAUUACUUGAUGCCUGGAGCCAAGUCGACGGAAGAGAGAGUAGAACACUGUUAAGGCCUGGACACUGCGGUCCGAGGCCCGGCUCGUGCCAUCUGCGAAAGACCAGCGAGUUGUUGGUAAGAGAUGGGGAGCGAAGCUGGGUG